GUUCUAGAAGCGUUUCGACGCUUGCGUUGUGAACAGUGUGCUGGCUGGAGACUGGCAAGGACAUCGGUAGAUGGAAUGACAUUUGUGUAAUGUUAGCCACCAGGCUUGAAAAUUGCAGGAGAAAUAUCAAUCAUUGUAAGCGGAGAUAAAAUAUGAGUUGCACAAAUUAACCAAAACAAACACACGCCUGCAUCACUGCCCUAGUUAACUAAUAAAGUUUGUCUAAUGGUGUCUGCUCAAUAAAUCUGUCAUUGGGGUCACCCCUGCCCCUUCCUGAGGUGAAUGGCUGUGUGCAGAGGGGGUGCUGCUUUCUGGGUGGGGUGUCUCUGGAGCCAUGGCAGCAGUCAACUUAGGAGGCAGCCAUGUUGGACUAUAUAUCAGAUGCUUGAACAGCCCUUGAAUGGCUCCGCAAGAACACUGUGCAGUGCAUCGUGGGCCCUGGCACCACCAAACAGCCUCCGCUAUCAGAACCUGAAACAUCCAUCCCUGUCGCACCCGUUCCACCAUGCGAGUCAGCCCCAGACAGCAGCUGUCCUGGAUGUGGACUGGGACGAGACGGUCAACUUGUGCGUGCUGCUGCGACCCAAGGAGUCUGAGGAGCAGCACACCCUCGUGGAGGUGUCACACGUUGGGCAGGAUAAACUAAGCGAGCUCCUUGCUCUGGGACCCAACAGGCCCUUUGAGCUCCUUCUUCCUUUAACGACUGUUGACGGUUGCAGGGAGGAUGACAUUAGCAUUACGGCGAAGGACAGGAAGGAGGGAUAUGUGGAGGGAACGGCUCUUGGUAAAGAGACAGGAUCCUUCCGGAGUCUUUUUGAGACAGAAGGCUGUCCUGCUCCGUUUGUGUUGGGCUCACACUUCUACUGUUUUCACUGCCCGACAAUGGAGCCCUUGGCCAGCACUGGAAAUAGACUUCACUUGACGCUCGGACUAGAGGCGCAGGCCUCAGGCCUCCCCCCACUCCCCUCAGUCUCCUAUUUCGAAGACGAACCUGACCGGGUAGAGAGGAGCAAGAGUGACAGUGAGCGGGAGAAUGAGGAGAAGCUGGCAGUGAUGUAUGAGAGGCUGAGGCUGGAGCUUCCACAGUUUUUCGUGAAAAGUCAUGACUAUUGCCUGUACUCCAAUGACAUCGAGUUCAUCAAUGGGCUUAUAAACACCAAGACCAAGGGCCGUAUGAUGUAUCAGCUGACCCUCUCCCUGUGGAGGCUGAUGUGCCUGUGCUAUUACGCGGAGGCGCGUAUAGAAGUGCUGAAGCUGACCAAGCACCCCGAGGACGGCUCGGUGCGAGCGCGCUGGAGGAUCCGAGGCCUGCCCUUCCACAUGCUGCUGCUGCGCUUCUACAAGAAAGACAAGAGCCACCUCUAUAGGAGUUAUGAUGCUUUCUCCACAUUUUACCUGGGCUCAGAUGGUCUCAUUCACUGUCAUAGAGUGGAAAAGGUGAUGCAGGCCCAGCCGCCUGUGUUGCCCAGGGUGACCUCGCUGCUGGCCGGGGCACUGAUGGCUCUGGGCGUCCAGGAGCACCGGCCAGCUGUCAACCUGUUGCCCUUCCUGCUGUCCUCCUUCAGGCAGGGCCGAGACUGAGUCUGGCUGGCAGUCGGGGGGGGUGCAGCAGAGCGUUUGUGUGCCAGAAUGGAGAGAGAGACCGAGAGAGAUGGACUUAAAACACUUGAGGAUGGCAGAAAUAAGUUUGAGCAGGAGAGAGAGAGAGAGAGAGAGAGAAACAGAGAAAGUGUGAAAGAUCUGUCAAAGAGGUAAGGGUUUUGUUUGGAGGCAAAGAGAGGAAGGAAGAAUAAUGCUUGGCAAACCCUAGAUAGGAAGAAAGAAUCAGUUUAAAAUUAGUAAUAUCAUCACUUGAAAAUGACUUUCUUUGUUUUUUUUUUAUCUUUCCCAGCUUCAACUGUACAGGCAAGCUAAAACCCUCAAUAUGUAUUGUUCCAUCACAUGUAGCUAAGAGGAAAAUAUUGUAGUAUUUGUGAAUAGUUGGUUAAAACAUGACCAGAACUGUUAUGCAAUGGCCUCCAACGUGUCCCCUUUUCUGAUGUGGAUCACUGAGUUGGAGCUUUUACAUAGCUUCAAUCUGACGCACAAUCCAUGCACGCACCUUAGAAAAACAGCUACCAUGGCUUUAAUAAUGUACAGAUAAGUUGGUAUUGUUAAGCAAACACACACACACACAUACACACACGCAUAGACAAACACACGCAUAGACAAACACACACAUACAGAUAAACACACUGCCCUGUGUCAUUAUUGUACAGUCUGAAGAACCUCAUGACUGAAACUGGCUUUACUGUGAGAUGUGGUAUAUUGCAAGGUCUUGGUUUCAGGUUAGGGUUAUUGAGGUGUUUUUUUUUUUUAAUUAUUACUAUUUUUCUGACAGGGUAAUCAUUACCACUAUACAGACUCAAAACAACUUUGAUAGAAAGCAUUAGUAUUCUACAUAUUCAGCCAAGUACCUGGGACAACAUACUGUCAGACGGAUCAUUUCAGGGGAAAUAUGAAAAAUAUGAAGUGAAAAUGCAAUGGCAGGGACUAACUGGUUAGCACCAAUCCAUUUCCUCCAUUGCAACUGUUGGAAAUACAUCUGUGAAAUGGGUCAUGUUCACCUAAACACUCAUUGUGGAAAGAGAUGUAUUAUAGUUAUAUUUCGGUCAGUACAAAGUCAUAUUUCUAUUCUAUUUAAGAAAGCAAACCAUGAUGAAUGGAUUCAAAUCUGUGUAUAAGUAUAGCCUUUGAAGUUAUAACUGCAAUUAAAUUGCAAACCCAAUAGGAACAUUGUUUGGAGCAAGUAUUCAAAAUGUGUAAUACUGUAUGUGCAGCUGCCAGAAACUAGUGUUUGAAAUGUGUGUUAUAAGAGUCAGCAUAUCAAGUUAAACAUGCCAUGAUCUGUCAAUCAAAGAGCUCAAGUUAAUCCUGUAUGAUGAAAUUAACUGUUAAAAAUCCUGUAUGUGAUUCAUCUGUCCUGACGACGCCGCACAGCCGUUAGUAAUGCUCUGGCUUUAUUCAAUUUAGAUUUAAACCGCAUGAAUUAACAUUCUGCAGUUAAAUCAUUCAGAUAGACAAAUACAGUACAUUAGAAAACAUGACAAAAUCCUCAUGCUGGUACUGUGAUGGUAAUUGACUUUUUGUUUUUUCUGUAAUAAUUCAACUUUGCAGUGAAAUAAAACAAAAUAUGUGUGAAUAAUAAA
Molecule: messenger RNA, 3188 nt
Organism: Alosa sapidissima (American shad)
Lineage: Eukaryota; Metazoa; Chordata; Actinopteri; Clupeiformes; Clupeidae
Gene: c21h6orf136
Product: chromosome 21 C6orf136 homolog
Exons: 7
Coding region: 283-1581 (432 amino acids)
Source: RefSeq, a predicted model, not a curated record